AGAUGUUCAGAUAAAUUCCUCAUAUUCCUAAUAUUUCUCAGCAAAAAUAAGUUUGCGCACAGUUAAAGAAGUCCUUACCGACCGAGUGAAAAAAGCGCGAAAUUUUCAAAUAAAAAUAUUCAAUUUCGUGUCCAAUUCACUUAUUUUUAAGAUUUUGCAACCUUGAAAAUUAAUUUAUUAAUUCUCACAGAUUAAUUAAAACAUUAAAUUUUGAUGUUUUUCUUUCAACUAAUUUUCUUCAACUUUUUAUCUCAUUCCAUUCGACUGGUUCGAACAUGGCUGCCGGGAGAAGAUCAAUAGGGAUGCAUGAAAGAUUAUUCGUCCCGUGUUGUUGAACGUCGGCAGUGACUCUACGCCGAUUGUCGCCUGCCUGCAUGCCGCCUCCUUUUUCCCGGGUGCGGCGCAGCCGACAGCGACGCAGAGCCUCGUUUAAUUCCUAUGCGUGUGCAUGGUGCGCGCGCGCUCCGUUCAGCUGAUCCACGGUCGACGAGUGAAAGUGCUGCUCCGAAUACCUGUCGAGCCGUGAAGAGAUCGCGGCCUGAUUCGUGUGCAGCGCGAUGCGUCGGGCGCGAGGUGACGACGUUCGGCCGUACACCGAAAGUUCCUAAUGCAACUUUAGCUUGUUUUUAUGUUGGAAUUUGCCAAUAUUCAUGGAAAAAGGAUUGGAUUGUUGACAGUUGUUGUGGCUUUAAUAUGCAUACUUGGAACCUCCUCACUUACUGUGUGCAGCGUGAUAAUAUGUAAUAGUGUAUGCUUCAAAAUGUCCCAUUAUUGACAUUUAGAGAAGAAAUUGUAUCGCCUUUAACAUGGCCAUUGGGAACUUCUUUUCACGUACAUACAGCGCAAUGUUAUUUACGUAAUAAUAAUCUGUAUCUCUGGGCGACACAUUGUUCCCAUUGUGUGUUGCAUUUGAUAUUCGAGGGUGAGAUUGCAUUUUCAACAGUGGUGAAUUUAAUAUGGACAGUCUGCAACUGAUUCUGGUGGCCUUCUUUACAUUUGUCUGCGGUAUAAUAUGUACCCUGGCAUUGCAGUUCUACCUGUUUAAAAGGUAUUUGGACUCGGGACCUCAGGUUGCACCACCAGAGAGGCUGCUGCAGCAUGGCAGGGCACAGUUACCUAAGGAGCUGGUGGAGCAGAUACAGGAAGAAGCUCGAACGAGCUCGAACAACAGUAUGUCCCGUCAGGCAAUGUCCCAGGGCAAUGAAAAUCUGGCCAUUAAUCUCACGCUGCAGUUUCUCUUCAACGAGCUACGAAACGCCGAGCGAGUACGUCUGUGGCUUUACAGAAAAUUGAAUAACGAGUUCAAGGAGCUCCUUACGCAGUCGACCACCGCCAAACUAUUGGACAGUGUGAAAUUGAGAGACUUGAACCUCGGCACACAAUUUCCGACGAUAAAGGGUUUGGAAGUCGCCGAUUCGAAAAUCGAUGCCGACACGGGUUUGCUCGAGUCUCUGGACUUGGCCUUAGAUUUACAUUACUCAGGAAACUUUCAAUUGUCUAUAGAUGUUAAGAUGCUGCUUGGUAAAACAGCCUACAUGGCGUUGCAAGUGAAACGUAUCAGUGGUAAAGCUAGGCUACAAUUUACUCGUGUACCAUACACACACUGGUCGUUGAGUUUUUACUCGGAUCCAAUCUUGGAAUUAGAAGUGCAAUCGCAGUUCCAGGGCCGUCAGUUACAGCCGCAGAUAAUUUCGAUCAUCACCAGUCAGAUCAGGAGGGCGGUGAAGCGAAAGCACACUCUACCUCGUUACAAGUUGCGUUACAAGCCAUUUUUCCGAAGAUUGAAUGACGAGGCCGUAGAUCUCUCGGAGGUCGCCAGCACUCAACUCACACCAGGAUACUUAGAGGUCGUACUACUGGAGAUCAGCAGAUUAAACCUCACACCGAUUGUUCUCAACAAUGGCGAAGAUGUGUCGCAGAUAGAGGUGUACUGCACCAUGAGUGUGGAUUUCACGCCAUGGAUUUACUUGACACAGUACAGUGGCGUCCCGUACAUGGUGCUGGAUUUGAUCAUCUGUAAGACGGCUUCUCAGCAGUUGGGCGUGGUGUUCAAGCAGGAGGUCGUGUCGGAAAUCGGCCAGAUGUGCGUACUGGUCGAAACUAUAGUGUCCGGCAGUCCGGCGGCGAUCGCCGAGAUGAGGAAAGGCGACAUUCUGGUAGCAGUCGAUGGGAAGAAGGUGUCGAACAUGAAUCAAGUAGCAAAAUUUGUCAAGUCCGCUGUACAGCGACGUUUUAUCAUCAGGGUGGAAAGACGGUAUUCGAAGAGUACGGAUUCAAAUGAAAGAGGACAAAGAAUAGACGAGAAAACGGCUUUCUUGGAAAGAAAGGCAUCAAAAAGCGAUUUCACAAGUAGACUGGACAGCCCGAGUGCAGAAGAUGCCGGAAAAAUUAAAUUUGAGGGGCAGAUCAAGUUCUCCGAUCUACGAGAUUCAGACACUGAUCUUGCGGACACCCGAUCGGAAACUAGUAAGUUCUUCAAGAGAAGAAAAAGCAGCAUCCAAACAGAGGAAGUCGCUCAGACGCCCGAUACUACGCCGUCCCGGCGAAUCUCGACGAUCUCCACAUCUUCGGCGUCAUCCAGCAAUGUUCAAUUUUAUCUUCCGGACGAUAGUAGCAUGACUAAUAUCAGCGAUCUAUAUCACAACACAAAAGAGAAGCAAUGCACCUCUCUUAUCACCUUCGAGGAAACCAAGAGCUUCCGGAUCGAUUCUGAAUUGCAGUACUUGAACGUGGGUGUAUGGGGCCGUGUUAAGGGCAGUGAAAUGUCACCAAAAUUGUUAGGCUACAUAAAUGCGCCUAUAAAAUUAAUCCUGGCGCAAUGUUGCACUUCCACCACUGGACAUUAUCUAAAAUGUCACGCUUUGUUGCCUCCAGAAAGUGUUUCUUUAGCGACCUCCUACGUAAGACUGCAGGGUUACUCGGGAUUCGAUCCGACGCUUUGUUACGGCGACAUUCUGCUAUCGUAUGUAUGGGAAUCUUGUCCAAGCGAUCACGCGGUCAAUGAUUUCGGGAAAAAAGAAAACGCAGAAACUGCCAAAAUUCAACCGAUUCCAAGCGAGAUCGCUGAUAAGAAAAUGCAUGAUUUUAUCAGGACGCACUUCCACAGAGCGACACACUGUGACUUUUGCACAAAGAAGAUCUGGCUAAAAGACGCAGUCCAGUGUCGAGACUGUGGUAUGGUGUGUCAUAAAAAAUGCGAGGCGCGUUGCCAGGCGUCCGGUACUUGCGGCGCAGAGAGUUUAGCAACCCUGGCGUUGGAGGCCGACGAGAUCGAGCUAAAUGUCGGGGAUAUCUCUAGCCCAGAGAUCUCUCUGACCGGAUGCGAAGAUAAUGUACAGGGCGCAAGUAUGAUGGCCGUGAAGGCUAGUAUUGCUAACACUCUAUUGGGCCUGAAGAAGGCUGGAAGUACCAGUUGUUUGGCCCCACCGGCUUCCGGUAUUGGUCUGGCAUCCCGAAGUCUCCCCCCAAGUCCCUGUGCAUCCCGCAAGAGUUCAUUGGCUGGAGGUCUGGGAAUAAGUCCUGACCUCUUGGAGGGUGCUGAGCCAAGUGUUGCAGCUCCACUUAUGGCCGGCGACCUGGACGAUGGUCUUAUGUCAAGGGCCAGGGACACCGGCAAAUUUUUGUACAAGUACUUGGAACCGCAGGAGCGCGUCGAGAAGAUCAACGCAAUGAUGGGAAAAUUAAAGAACGCGCUAGAUGCCGAAACUACCUCAAGAGUGGAACUGUCCCAGAACGGAGACGCGGACAGCACAAAACUGAUCGCGCAGAGCGAUUUGCGAGUACAGGCACUAAGCGUGCUGCUUCUGCACUACUGCGCCGGCUUGCAACAUGCGCAGGAGGCGGUGGAUCGACCACAAGUCAACGAGGAAUCUUAACAGGAGCAUAUUCAAUAAACGCAGCAGCUUUAAGAAAAAAAAUGCAUUUUCCUCAUCCCCGUUCACUAUAAAAAGUGGAAAAUGUAGCGAUAUUUGGUAAUAAAAUAAUAAUGGUUUGCUUUCACCAUUUAUUUCGUAAUGAACAACGACUGGAUAAUAUUAAUGCUACGUUACAUCAAUUUUACGAUGUUAAUAUUGCCGUUUUUUAAUAUUGACGUAAUUUGAUUAAUUGUAAUAUUAAAAUUGUAAUGCUACCAGGUUGUAUAAAAUGCACAGAAGUAUUUACGUAUAUUAUUAUGCACAGAUAAAUAGGGAGCAAAUGUCUAACAGUAUUUAUAAAUAUUCCAGCGGUGUAAAUAUCAGAAUUAUUAUAUCUUAUAUAUAGAUUAUUUUCUCAUUUCUACUAUUUACUGUGUAAUACUUUAGAAAACGUUACUUACGUAGCACUAUUAUAACGUUAUGUGUAACGUUACAUAGUAUUUUUCAAAAUGUAACGUUGAUGCGACAUUAUAACAUUAUACAUAUGAUCAUAAUAUUACGGAGAGAGAGGGAAAGAGAGAGAGAGAGAGAGAGAGUGUGUGUGUGUGUGUGUGUGUGUUUGGAAUGCAUGUUGUACCAAUUGUUCCAAAGUCUAUUCUACAUUAGUCAAUUGAUUGAAUUUUAACUACUCACAUGAACGUCGGUAAGAAGAUAGAGAUGACAAAAUAUAAUUAUUUAUUUACUGGUUGCAAAUUUCAUCUUUAUAAUAGGAAUCUAUUUAAUGACAAAUAUCUGACAUUUACAUUGUUUUCUUAAAAUUAUUUUUUUUUAAAGUAUUUUAUUAUUUUUUAUAUCGCGUAUUUUUUAAUUUACAAGAUUUAAUUCAACAAUCACACACGAAUACGUAAUUAUUCGCACUGUACAGGAUUAAUCGAAAUUCUAUGUAUACGUUACGCAUGUAAAUAAUACAUACGUAAAUUAUACACGGAUAAUAUUCGUGUCUGAGAGCUUCUAAUAAUUUCGUUGAUUUGCGUAUUAUAUUAUUUGCAUUACAUACAUAAUUAUAAUACUCAAAGAUGGGAUAUUGUUCACCAAGAGAGAACACCAAACUCGUUAAAAUUAGUGUUAAUAGAUUAUUAUAAUGAUAAUUAUUAUGUGUAGGGACAUACGUGUAUAUUCACAUAAGAAGAGAAUGCUUUUAUUUGUGAAACGAGUUGCGUUAUUCAGAAAAAGCUUUCCAUAAAAAGUGUGAUUUUCCAAAUGCCUAAUAAAUUACAUUUUAUCUCUGAUAACAAAUUUAUGCGAUAUAUAUUAGAUUUGAGAAUGCAUUAUGUGAUGAACAUAUUAUUAUAACGUGCGAAUUUAUAAAACUAUUUACAGAUUGAGAUGGCGAUCUUUCGUGAUCAUAAGUGAUGAUCUGUACUGGAUAGUUGUGAAUACGGUGCACAAUUGUGCAUUGCGCCAAAUUACAUGUGAUAAGAGGAUCUCUUGCACAUUUCUAAUAACACUUUCAGACUUUAUGUCUUUUGACAAAGCUACUAAACCAAUUUGCGAUCUUACUUGUUUAUUCAGAAUAAUGUUUGACAGAAGUAAUUUUGAUAUUUAUACUUCUUUUUACGUUUCUUAAAUUACAUUACAUUCUGUUGUUGUAAAAUAAUCUUUAUUUAGUAAAUUUAGCAAUUUACUUUUGAAUUGUAAUCGUACAGAAGAAAUGAAAAUAGAGGCCAUGACUUAACGUUUUUUAGUAUCUUAUUUAAGAAUCGCAGAUGGUGCCAAAUAACUUGAACCUCAACACAGAACAUAUCUAUAAACUGGAACAAUUAUACUGAAUGGCAUUAAAAGAUAUAUUCGCAUAUUGAGGACGAAGAGAGAGUAUAUUUAUGAUAUCAAGAAAGCUGAUAGCGAAAGAAUUGGCGUUAUAUUUAACAUUAGAUAUGAUUCUGCGAUUCCGAUCUCUAUAUAUAUAUUUACGUAAAAAAUGAAUUUGGCUUAAGCCCUGUUGAUAGCAAUUGGAUGACAAUUGAAUGGUACGUGUAACGUUUAAAUGCGCUGAAAUGAAUACAGAUCUUUGACUGCUAAAACUAUAAUCAAAGAAUUUUACCGCUUUGGCCUAAAUCGAUUAUAUCGAUACGAUGACCGUGUGAAGCUAUGCAAAUUUUGACUGUAUUUAACUUAAUUGUUCACAGUGCAUUUAAUAGACGUACGAGACAGCUUCGUAUUAGCAAAAUCCAUCCAUUAACAUUUUUGUGUGACCGUAAUUUAAGACGUUGCGCGUCUUGCGAUUGCAAACCGAUGUAUUAUCGCUCAUUGUUAUUAUAUAUAAAGCAAACUUAAAAGUAAAUAUAGAUUGUUAAUCAUCGUAAAA
Monomorium pharaonis (pharaoh ant) is the source of this 6219-nucleotide messenger RNA. It is a transcript of the gene Pdzd8, whose product is annotated as PDZ domain-containing protein 8. The record is from RefSeq and is a predicted model, not a curated record. Bases 957 to 3875 code for a protein of 972 amino acids. Gene Ontology annotation, molecular function: protein binding; lipid binding. The transcript is spliced from 10 exons. NCBI's taxonomy places the organism in Eukaryota, Metazoa, Arthropoda, Insecta, Hymenoptera, Formicidae. Gene Ontology annotation, biological process: mitochondrial calcium ion homeostasis. Gene Ontology annotation, cellular component: mitochondria-associated endoplasmic reticulum membrane contact site.